UUUGACAUUUUGUUUUGUCAAAUGUGUGUCACCUAUAAAUAGUAAUAGAUAAGUGAAUUAUUUCUAAAUCGUGACUAGAUACUUAGGUAAAAAACCGUCUUGAGGCGUGAUUAUAAUGUGAAAACACUUAACAAACAAACACUUCUUUAAUGGGCGAUCGCCAGAGGACGAUUCAACCUGAGGAGAUGGCUACGACAAGCACUGCGGUUACGACGGUCUCCUCACAAAUACAAGAGGCGAACGUAGAACCAGUAACGGUGAUCACUUUGCGACCGACGCGAGCAGCGCCGCGCAAGAAAGUCGGCUGGACCGAGGACACUGUCGACAAUGAACACAUGAACAAGAAGAAAUCCAAAUGUUGUUGCAUAUACGAGAAGCCGCGUAGAUUUGACGAGUCUGAAUCCGAGAGCAGCGAAGACGAGUGCGAGCAUUGCUUCGGUCACGUGGAGCGCCGACACAAGCACCGCACGCAUGCGCACAACGACACUACAGUCGCCACCGCCACCGCCACAGUCGAGUUGCAAAACCAAACAGAGCCGAGCGUGGAGGUGACCUUGCAGCCGCCAGAAGCUCCCCCCGCGCCCCCCGCACCGCCCGCGCCCCCCACGCCGCCCGCCAGUUAGACUGACGCGGACACUAACUCAUUCCUUAUUUAAAUCGUCGUAAGGGAAAUGUUUCUCGUUAUAGACUCAUUUAGUUAGGUUAUAAAAUUUUCUUUGUAAGUUUUCUUUCAAAUAAAUACAUUUACGUAAUAUAAUUUUGUUUUCAUAAACUGAGAAAUAAUAAAUCGUAAAACUGUCAUUUUUCUCCAUAGUUAAACUUUACAAAUACUAUGUAGUUUUAUCACAUAUACGUUUCUAUUUGCUGUUUGUUAAAUAAAAUGCUCUUAAUUAUAUAACUAUAUUUAAAUAGUAUAUAAUGUUCUUUAACAAAGUUAUUUCAGAUUUUAUUGUAGCAAGAUUUAAAAGUAUUAAGUUCCUUUUACUCUAAAUAAUGUAUGUUUACUUUAAAGACUAUUCUGAAAUUCUAUUUAUUACUCUAUGAAUAUUUAAAUCGAGAUCUUGUAGAGAAUGUUUUAUUAUCUAUAAAAUCUUGAAUCUUGAAAUACUAAGAAAUCGUUAAUGUUGCCUUGUUAAAAAACUUGUUAAUAUUUUAAAAGUUCACAGUAGAGACAGUUCAAUAUAAUGUUAAAUUAUUUGAAUUUUUGAAUAUUAAAUAAUUUUUAUAUUGUAAGAGGAAAAAUAUUAGGUCAGGAAAUGUCAAUGUUUUUGCCUUACCUGGGGCCUUAUAUGUUGUUUAAUAUGUAAUUUGAACUUUAAAUUGAAUAUUUAUUAUAUAAUUUUAAAAAAUCUAUACCGGUCAGAGACUAAGUCGAAAUGUAUGGAGAUUGGUAACAAAUGUGUAUUACUUAAUAAAAAAAAGUAUAUGUUUAUUGGAAAUGUUUAAUUGGUGAUUUUGCAAGUGUUAGAGUACUGAGGGUAGAUAUUGAUUUGCCAUUUUGGCGAAUUCUGGUUAAUAUGAAUACUAAUUAAAUAUGUGCGAUUUUACGAACGCGUUUUAACUGUUUCCAAUCAAAAUAGACGUGUGUUAAAGUUGAAUGUUUACAAUCUCCCUAAAUUAUUGUUGAUAAAUGUAUACGUAGAAUUAAUUUUACUUACAUUAAAAUGUAAAUUACAAAGAA
Papilio polytes (common Mormon) is the source of this 1681-nucleotide messenger RNA. RefSeq names its product protein phosphatase 1 regulatory subunit 11-like. The transcript is spliced from 4 exons. Gene Ontology annotation, molecular function: protein phosphatase 1 binding; protein serine/threonine phosphatase inhibitor activity. The coding region runs from base 150 to 623 and encodes 157 amino acids. The record is from RefSeq and is a predicted model, not a curated record. Lineage: Eukaryota; Metazoa; Arthropoda; Insecta; Lepidoptera; Papilionidae. Gene Ontology annotation, cellular component: nucleus.